AGUUUUAACUCUUAAAAAAAUAAUUAUAAUUAUUUUUUAAAAAAAAACUAAUACAGUUAAUUAUUUAUUUUUUCAAAAAAAAUAUUUAUUAAUUAAUUAAUUAACCACGAUGAAAUCUACUGUUAGUGCUAUAUUACUAUUGUGUACAUUUGCGUGUGCAUCGGCACAGUUUGGUCCUAUUUUCCCGAACCUACAGCUACCAGGUCUACCGUUYCCUAGAUUUCCAAURUUUGGCCACAACCACCACCACCACCACCASCARCAGCAGCCCCCUCAUCAUCAUCAUCAACACGAUAAGGAUUGUGACCAUUUACCGGCCGAAAGUGGACAGUUUACUGCCGAAAAUGUCCGGCGUAUGCCAUUAGCUGAACCGGCCAUAAAUUUAAAUUUUACGGCCACUCAGACGACCAAUAUGACUGUCUUCAAGAAUAUUGUCUGCACUGGCGGUCCCAUCAAACGUAUAACACUGGACUCGACUUUCCCCAGUGAAGUCACAUGCAAUGGUUACGAUGCAUGGGUUAGCCCGUGGACCUAUCAAGUGGUUACUGUCGAUAACCGUCGAGAAAAUCUGACAAUUGCUAACUUUUCACAAUAUUAUACUUUUCUGAAUGGCAAUCAGUAUGAAGUCAAUUACGGUGAGAUCAGUGAGGGUCGGUGUAAGGGAGACAUGUUUUUCUCGGUCAAUGCCUAUGUGGCCGACCAGCAGCUCGGGUGUAGCGGUACGGGUCUGAAGUCGGCAUCAAUUGACUACAUUAAUGCCCACAUCUAUGGCUCAAACUGUGCCUCAAACUGUCAAUUGGAUAGUAAAGUCAAAUCGUUUUUCCGUUACGACCCACCCAUACAUAACUGAUUAAUUAAUUAUAAAUUGAUUAAUAAUUUUCUUACUCUGAAACAUAUUUAAAGUUUUG
This is a messenger RNA of Oppia nitens, 908 nucleotides long. RefSeq lists its product as uncharacterized. The transcript has 4 exons. NCBI's taxonomy places the organism in Eukaryota, Metazoa, Arthropoda, Arachnida, Sarcoptiformes, Oppiidae. Bases 110 to 850 code for a protein of 246 amino acids. The record is from RefSeq and is a predicted model, not a curated record.